UCUCAUUCCUGCUGGUUCUGUAGUACAAGGGAUCCUUUUGCAUUGGCAACAAAAGGGCUUCAAAGGAAUCAUGGGAAUUUCUCCACUUCCCCUCCUUUCAUUAGAUUGCAAUGACCUAAUGUCUGAGUCCAAGAGAAGGUUGAAAGUUAAGAAGCAGAGAGUGUGGGGGAAAACUGUAAAGCGCCAUUGGAGGUGCAGAAGAAGGUCCAGAAGCAUGUUGAUGAAGAGAAUACCAGAAGGUUGUACAAGGACUUUGAACCCUUUCCAAAAGAAGGUUAAAACCCUGAAGAAGCUGAUUCCCAACAAGGAAUCCAUGGGUUUAGGUGGUCUUUUCAGGGACACAGCUGAAUAUAUUAUGUGUUUGCAAAAGAGAGUUAAAGUGAUGCAGAUUAUGGUCAAAGUUUUGACAGGUUCUAAUGAGUGAAUAUAGAUGAUAUUCAUUUGUAAAGAUUGAUAUUCAUAUUCUUUUUUCUCUUUUCUAUGUUGUUUCAUAGCCAUAGGAGUUUGUUUCAUUAUAAAUCUAGGUAUAUCGCUUUAUGUUGUUAAGAUUUAAUUGUAACUUUGAUCAUUCUAUGUGUGAAAAUGAAGCUUGGAUCGGAUUGAGUAUGUUUUAGACAUAUAUGUUAUAAUUAAAUGUAAAUGAUAGUAAUUUCACAA
Gossypium raimondii (Peruvian cotton) is the source of this 657-nucleotide messenger RNA. RefSeq names its product transcription factor UPBEAT1. The record is from RefSeq and is a predicted model, not a curated record. The transcript has a single exon. The coding region runs from base 71 to 424 and encodes 117 amino acids. Lineage: Eukaryota; Viridiplantae; Streptophyta; Magnoliopsida; Malvales; Malvaceae. Gene Ontology annotation, biological process: regulation of DNA-templated transcription.